Molecule: messenger RNA, 750 nt
Organism: Amphimedon queenslandica
Lineage: Eukaryota; Metazoa; Porifera; Demospongiae; Haplosclerida; Niphatidae
Product: nephrocystin-1-like protein
Exons: 6
Molecular function (GO): protein binding
Source: RefSeq, a predicted model, not a curated record
AUGGAGAGUUUACUAGUGACAGCUAGAGAUAACAUUGAUAUGCUAAAGGAGAUGGGAUUGAUUAGUUUAACUAUUGGUUACUAUACUGUGUAUGAUGAACAUGCAAUUGAUGAGGAGGUGAGGAGUCUAAUGAAGAAACUGGAGAUGGUAGAGAGGGAAAGAGAUGAUUUACUUGAGGAGAAUGCUAAAUUGAAGGAUACAAUAGACACAUUAGGUAGAGAAGUUGAUGAAAGCAAUAAGUCAUCAAUACAAUCAUCAGAGUCUGAGAAGGAAGAGAGUAAAAGGAAGAUGGCAAAAGCAAUGAAAAUGGAAAUAGAUCAUUUACGAUCAUCUCUUCAAAGCAAAACAGGAAUUAAAGAAACGUUAAUUGGAUUAGAGAAAACAUUAAUUGAAAGAGAAAAGGAGAUAGAGCAGUUACAGGAAAAGGUAUCAUUAAUGAAUAUACAACAACUGAAAGAAACUUCAAUUACUCUUAGAAAGGAUCAGUCUACCCAAUCAAUAAAUCCGCCAAAGGGACCAGUUUAUGUAGCUAUUAGCGACUGGGAGGCAAGAAGAAGUACUGAGCUUUCAAUCAAGAAAGGAGAGAAACUUGAGAUCAAGGAAGAGCGUACUACUGGAUGGUGGCUAGCAAGAUCAUUAGAUACUGAUCAGGAGGGAAAUGUUUAUAUUGGUGAUAUUAAAAAAGAUGAAGAGAGUGAACUGUCAACAUUAGAAUCACUUGAACUAUUUCAUUAUGCAAUGACAGAAAAU